Messenger RNA from Caenorhabditis angaria, 2896 nucleotides. The record is from the annotation of a GenBank genome assembly. Lineage: Eukaryota; Metazoa; Nematoda; Chromadorea; Rhabditida; Rhabditidae.
AUGAGUGAUUUGUGUGUGAUUUGCUCGUGCCCGGGAACCUUCACAUGCUCCCAUUUUGGCGCCAAAUCUUGCAAAGCUUGUGCCGCAUUUUUUCGCCGAACAAUCGCCAUGAAAUUGAUAUAUGUUUGUGUGAAGAAGUCGGAGAUUUGUCGAGUUCAUUUUCAAAUUAAGCAAAUUUGCCGGUUUUGUCGAUUGCAGAAAUGUUUGAGGUUGGGAAUGAAACCGGAAAGUGAGUGGGUUUUGGGGUUUGAAAAAUUCUGUAAAAAAUUAUAGGUUGAAAAUUUCUUAUGAAAAGUUUGUUUGAAAAUUUUCAAAUUUCGAGAAAUCUGAAAUCUUGGGCUCAAAAAUCGACGUGGCGAAAUUUUAGAAAAAUUCUGAUUUCGAAAUUUUAGGAGUAAAAUUUAGGGCUCAUUUUUUUUCAAAAAAAAAAGCUAGCACUUGAAAAUUUGCCACGUGGAAUGUUAAAAUUUUUUCAAAAAUUUUGAACAUUGAAAAAUUCUGUGCGAAAUUAUAAAGUCAACAUUUCUUACGAAAAGAUUGUUCGAAAAUUUUCAAAUUUCAAGAAAUUUUCGGCUCGAAAAGAUUUUUCUGUGAGAAUAUUCAUCUGAAAUCCUGGGCUCAAAAAUCCACGUGGCAAAAUUUUAGAAACUUAACUUGAAUUUAUAAUUUUUAGAAUUUGCUUGAAUUUGAAAUUUCUAAAUUUGAUCUCCUGAAAAAUGUUAAAGAUUUCCAAGAUUCUGAAAUUUCAAACAAAUCCACGUGGCAAAAUUUUAGAAUAAAUUCUAAUUUCGAAAUUUCAGGGGUAAAAUUUAGGGCUCAUUUUUUUUCAAAAAAAAAAAGCUAGCACUUGAAAAUAUUUUUUUUUGAAAUAGCGAAAUUCACUCUGAAAUUCUGAUUUUGAAAAUUCCACGUGGAAUUAUGAAACCAAAACUUUUGAAAAAAAAAUUGAAACCUCCUUUGAAAUUCUGAUUCAAAAGAUUCAGUUUUGAAAUUUGAGCUAAAAAUUCUGUUUUUGGCGCCAAACACCCACGUGGCAUUAUUCUCUGAAAUUUUCACGUGAAAAAUCGAAACCCCUUCCCUUCUCCAGUGGUCCAAUCAAAAAACGAGCGUCGACACUACAUUCGAAUGUCGCGCGGUUUGGUAAAACGAAAAAUCAGCGAGCAUUCCUCGGAAGAAUUGUUGUUGGACGAAGAACCGGGACCAUCAAAAUCAUAUUCUCAUCCAGAAAACACUGGAAACACUCUGAAAAUAUUCAUGCAAAUGGAAAUCGCGUUGAAUGAUCGGAGAAGGCUUUUGUAUUCGGAUACACCGAUUCGAGAUGUUUUUGCGGAACAAGUUGAUUUGGUAAGAAGCUUAAGCUUUACUCUAGAUAAAAAAAAAACAUCUGAAAUUCCAGCCCUACGACGUAAAUUCGCUGAAAUUAUUCAACUACAAAUCGAGUCCCGGUCUAUCGAAACAAGAUUUUUGCAUGAUCUUGGACUACGCGCGAAUAAUGCCCGGAUUUGAAGAGCUGACCUACGCGGAUAAAAAUUUCUGCUAUCGAUUGAUUUGCGCAGUCGAUUUUGUUAUCAAUUCUGCCUAUUAUACCUAUCGGUAGGCAUUUUUCCCACAUCUAGAAUCACAAUAAUUCAAAAAAUUUCAGCUACGGUUUAUCUGAAAAUCGCCUUAUCCUUGCUGAUGGCUCAUUUGUUCCAAUGUCACCUGAACCAAUGACUGGAGAUGAGACAAAUGCGCAGGACUUUUUCGAGACUUCCGAUGAUUUAUCGAGAUAUCGAACAUUGAUGUCUUUGUUUUUGAAACAGUGGAAAAUGUGCACGCCGUUUUCAGAAUUGAAAUUGUCUUGGGAGGAAUUUACGUUGCUGAAGGGUAUUUGUAUUUGGCAUGUUUGUGAGUUGCGGGGAAAGUUUUGGAGGUGAUAAGGAUCAGCGCCUAGAGAGCCUAGUUCUCAAGUAACCGCGCCUAGAAAUCAUGGCUGUCAAGUAGCCGCGUCUUGAGCGUUCAAUUGUGAAGGAACAGCUCCUAGAGAACCCAGUUUUCAAGUAGCCGCGCCUAGAAAUCAUGGCUGUCAAGUAUCCAAGCCGAGAAGACAACAUAGUUGUCAAGUAACCGCGCCUAGAAAUCAUGGCUGUCAAGCAGCCGCCUCUUGAGAGUUCAAUUCUGAAGGAUCAGCGACUAGAGAGCCUAGUUCUCAAGUAGCCUCCUCUUGAGAGUUCAAUUGUGAAGGAUCAGCGCCUAGAGAGCCUAGUUCUCAAGUAGCCUCCUCUUGAGAGUUCAAUUGUGAAGGAUCAGCGCCUAGAGAGCCUAGUUCUCAAGUAGCCGCGCCUAGAGAGCCUAGUUCUCAAGUAGCCUCCUCUUGUGAGUUCAAUUGUGAAGGAUCAGCGACUAGAGAACUCAGUUGUCAAGGAUCAGCGCCUAGAGAACAUAGUUCUCAAGCAGUCGCGCCUAGAAAUCCCGGUUGUCAAGCAGCCGCCUCUUGAGAGUUCAAUUGUGAAGGAUCAGCUCGUAGAGAACCCAGUUUUCAAGUAGCCGCGCCUAGAUUUUUGAGUAAACUAUUGAAUUGCGUCAUUUUUUGAUUUCAGUCGUUUCAAUUUUCUCUGAAAAUUUCAGAAACUGAAAUUUUUCAUAGAUUUUCCCUCACCAAAACCCUCCCAAAAUUCCAGCCUAUUAUCGAUUAUCCGAAGAGGGCCGUCAAAUCGCCAAAGAUCAACGAAAUCUCCUAAUCAAAGCCCUCUAUCGAGUUUGCGAUGAAGCUGAAGAACGCGUCGGAAGCCUGAUUCUGAGCCUAAGUUUUAUCAUGGAGCAAAUAAGACACGUCAAUUGCUCAUUUGUUAUGAUCUCGUUUUUCGGCAUUUUGAAAGUUGAUUCACUUAUGUUAGAUGUCACCACGUUUUGGUGA